CAAUGGAGGGAGGUGCCUGUGUGGGAGUCGUUUCCUAAACUUCCCUGUUAUUAUGUGAGUGAGCAGCCACAGCAGCAGAGAAAAAGCAGUCGCUGGGUUGGGGGAGAUCUGUGUGACCAGGACUCAGGCUGUAUUAAAGGUACACUGGAGCUAUAUGACUUGCUGAGGAGCUAAGCCAUGUUAUGCUGGGGACACUCUGCUUUUGGACAGCUUGGCUUUAAUCAUGGCUCCAUAAACAUUAUCCCCAAACCCAGCAUAUCUCCAUUCUCCCUGGCUAAGUGCAUCAAGCAGGUGGCCUGUGGGGAGAAUCAUUCUCUGUUCCUGCUGGAAGACGGCGGGGUUUACAGCUGUGGAUGUAACAGUGCAGGACAACUUGGCCAUGAGCACGAGGAUGGGGCACCAGGUCAUAUAAAUACUUUGUCUGAUCAACAUAUCAUUCAUGUGGCGUGUGGACAGUCCCAUAGUGUGGCACUUAAUAACCAAGGUCAGCUCUUCUCAUGGGGCGCUGGGAGUGAAGGACAGUUGGGCCUCUCCACCACAGAACAGUCCAUUCCAGUACCAAGGUUGAUUAAGAAGUUAAAUCAACAGAAGAUAUUGCAGGUUUCCUGUGGCAGCCAGCAUUGUUUGGCUCUUUCAGAUGAUUGCCAGUUAUUCACAUGGGGACAGAAUAAUCACGGACAGUUGGGUCUUGGCCAAGGAUUGUCCUCUCAGUCUAUCCCUCAGCGAGUGAAAGCCUUGGAGGGGAUACCACUGGCUCAGGUCACGGCAGGAGGUUACCAUAGCUUCGCCUUGUCCCUCUCAGGGGCUGUAUUUGGCUGGGGAAAGAACAGCUCAGGGCAGCUUGGCUUGAAUGACGAACAAGUUCGCGUUUGUCCAUGUCAUGUGAAACCAUUACGCAGCCAGAAAGUUGUGUACAUCAGCUGCGGGGAAGAGCAUACAGCUGUCCUGACCAAGAAUGGAGGACUUUUUACAUUUGGAGCUGGGGGCUACGGGCAGCUGGGACAUGAUUCACUUCAUAAUGAGAUAAAUCCUAGGCGGGUACUGGAACUAAUGGGCAGUGAAGUCUCUCAGAUUGCCUGUGGAAGACAGCACACCAUCGCAUUUGUGCCUGCUUCCAGUGUCCUCUAUGCAUUUGGAUGUGGUGCACAAGGCCAACUUGGUACUGGAAACACAGAUAAUGUGAUCUGUCCUAUGGUAGUCGAAGGGAAGUGGGCCACGCACCACCUACAGAUCCCACCUACAAGUGAUAUAUCAUUAUACAACAUUAUCAAACGCAUCUUCUCUGGAUGGGAUAAAACACUUGUGCUGUGUUCAAAACCAGAGAACCCCAUAGCCACUGAUGAUUUCCGCUCCUGUAGAAACACAAGUUACACCAGCCUGAUAAACAAUGAGACCAUUGACGUGUGGAGGCAGAAGCUAUUAGACAAUAGUAACUCUAAUACAAUCAAUGGCAUUGUUCAAACGCUGUCCUCAUCAGCAUGCUGGAAUGGGAGUUUUCUAGAGAAGAAAAAUGACGAACAUUUUAAGACGGGUCCCAAGAUGCCAGGAAUUGACAUGCUAUCCAUCAAAGUUCUGUUUGAGACACUAAUGAAUGGCCAUCAUUCCAGGUUACUAGAGCAGAUCCUUAAAGGCUUUGAAAGUUUUUUGAUACCACAGCUGUCAAGCUCUCCACCAGAUGUAGAAGCAAUGCGGAUUUACCUCAUCCUCCCAGAAUUCCCUCUGCUCCAGGACUCCAAGUAUUACAUAACAUUGACUCUUCCAUUAGCCAUGGCUAUUUUAAGGCUGGAUGCUAAUCCAAGCAAAGUGCUGGAUAACUGGUGGUCUCAGGUUUGCCCAAACUACUUCUUCAAGCUAAUUGACCUGUAUAAAGGAGCAGUGGUCUAUCUUCUGACUGGGCACAAAACCUUGCUGAUCCCCGUACUGUUUACCAGCUACAUCACCGCUGCUCUCAGACUCCUUGAAAAGCUGCACAAGGUAAAUGUGAAGGUGCGACAUGUAGAGCAUGAUAAAUUCUACAUCCCUGAGAUAUCCAGCCUGGUGGACAUUCAAGAAGAUUACCUCACGUGGUUCCUAAACCAGGCAGGACUGAAAGUUCGCCCUUCAAUUAUGCAGGACUCUGUCACGCUUUGCUCUUAUCCUUUUGUAUUUGAUGCUCAAGCCAAGACAAAAAUGUUACAGACAGAUGCUGAGCUACAGAUGCAGGUGGCGAUAAAUGGUGCCAAUCUGCAAAAUGUUUUCAUGCUCCUCUCUCUGGAGCCCAUGCUGGCCAAGAACCCUUUCCUGGUGCUUCACGUCAGAAGGACGAGCCUAGUGGCUGAUGCUUUGAGAGAGCUCAGUAUUUACUCUGACAUAGACUUGAAGAAGCCUCUGAAGGUUAUAUUUGAUGGUGAAGAAGCUGUGGAUGAUGGAGGCGUUACUAAAGAAUUCUUUCUGUUGCUUCUUAAAGAACUUUUAAACCCUAUCUAUGGAAUGUUCACGGUCUUUCCAGACUCCUACCUGCUAUGGUUUUCUGACAUAUGUUUUGUAGAGCACAACUGGUUCCAUCUAAUUGGCAUCAUGUGUGGUUUAGCCAUUUAUAACUUCACGGUGGUUGAUCUCCACUUUCCAUUGGUGCUAUAUAAGAAGCUACUGAAUGUUCCAGCCACUUUAGAUGAUCUGAAGGAGCUGUCACCCACAGAAGGAAGGAGCCUACAGCAGCUCUUAGACUAUACUGGAGAAGAUGUUGAGGACACUUUUUGCCUUAAUUUUACAAUCUGUAGGGACAGUUACGGGCUCACUGAAAUAAAACCCUUGGUGCCUGGAGGAGACAAGAUAACUGUGAAUAAAGAAAACCGACAAGAAUUUGUUGAUGCUUAUGUGAACUAUGUGUUCAACAAGUCAGUCCAGGAAUGGUAUGAGGCGUUCUCUACCGGAUUCCUCAAAGUCUGUGGUGGGAAAGUGCUUGAGCUUUUUCAGCCAUCUGAACUGAAGGCCAUGGUGGUUGGCAGCAGCAACUAUAACUGGCAGGAGCUGGAGGAGAAUGCAAUCUACAAAGGUGAAUACUCAGCUGUCCACCCUACUGUCAGGAUGUUUUGGGAAACGUUCCAUGAAUUUCCUCUGGAGAAGAAAAAGAAGUUUUUGUUGUUCCUCACCGGCAGUGACCGUAUUCCCAUCUAUGGAAUGUCCAGCUUACACGUCAUCAUCCAGCCAAUAGCCACGGGGGAAGACCACCUACCUGUAGCGCACACAUGCUACAACCUUCUGGACCUGCCCAAGUACAGCAAAAAAGAAAUCCUCAGGACACGACUCAACCAAGCCAUAGACCAUUAUGAGGGCUUCAGCUUAGCAUGAGAAAUAGUCUUAUUUUUCCUUACUUCCCUCUAUCUACAUGCACUUUAUCUCUAAUGGGCUUAUUUAAUAUUAAUGUAAAAAUAUACUCAAUGUUGUAUACAUAAAAAAAACAACCAAGAAAUGUAUCGGUUUCUAUUUUUAUAAAUUAAACAAAAUGUAAAAGACAAAAAAAUAAUGAAUAAAUCCUGUGCGGGCUAUGGGCAUCUCAAUGUAUUUGAUAUUUGUUCAGAUUGCUACUGUUUUUACCAUUUGAUUUUACUCUUCUUUCCCUCUGAUCUUACUGUAUUGUGGUUAAUGUUAUUUCUUGGUGUGGUGAGCGCAAACGAGCAAUAUUCGGCAGAGCAGGUUUUCUCAAAGUAUUUUCCAUAGCACCAAGUUACUUUCAGAGCAUUAAAGGUUUUGAUUGAAUGA
Pseudophryne corroboree (corroboree frog) is the source of this 3741-nucleotide messenger RNA. It is a transcript of the gene HERC3, whose product is annotated as HECT and RLD domain containing E3 ubiquitin protein ligase 3. The transcript has 25 exons. Gene Ontology annotation, molecular function: ubiquitin-protein transferase activity. Bases 178 to 3330 code for a protein of 1050 amino acids. The record is from RefSeq and is a predicted model, not a curated record. NCBI's taxonomy places the organism in Eukaryota, Metazoa, Chordata, Amphibia, Anura, Myobatrachidae.